UCUAAAAAAGACUUACUACCACAAUGGCUGCUUCAGAGAUUGACGAUUUUAUUGGUAAAAGUGAUGAAAUCUUAAAACUUGAGCAAAAUGGAGAGGAAAUCGAUCGUAUUGCUGAAAUUUUUAAAGAUCGUUGCUUAUUCAUUAGUGGUGGCACCGGCUUUAUGGGUAAAGUCUUAGUAGAGAAACUUUUAAGAUCUUGCGGUGACCUUAAAAAGAUUUAUUUGUUAAUACGUCCUAAAAAGGGUAAGCAUCCUGAUGAGCGCAUUAAGGAAAUGUUUAAUAAUGUGCUUUUUGAUAUGGUUAAGAAACAGAAAGGCGAA
Molecule: messenger RNA, 320 nt
Organism: Glossina fuscipes
Lineage: Eukaryota; Metazoa; Arthropoda; Insecta; Diptera; Glossinidae
Product: putative fatty acyl-CoA reductase CG5065
Exons: 3
Biological process (GO): long-chain fatty-acyl-CoA metabolic process
Cellular component (GO): peroxisome
Molecular function (GO): alcohol-forming very long-chain fatty acyl-CoA reductase (NADP+) activity
Source: RefSeq, a predicted model, not a curated record